CACAACCGUCCACUCAGCAGCUGGUGGUGUAGGACGGAAAUGUCGGUUGACUAACGGAUCUUAAACUAGCUGUGAUAACAACAACAACAACAACAACAACAGAUACACGUUCUUGGUUAUUUCGUAACGGGAGAGAGGAGAAAAAACAACAACAACAACAACAACAACAACAGCAACAACAAACGGCUCCGGUUUACGCCGCAGCGCGAGAGAAGAAGAUCUGCUCCACUAAUGAUGUCAUCGUAUUAUCAUCCGGGGAAGGAGGCGGACAUGGCGGAGCCGCUGUGCCUGGAGAGAGAUGUAUGCAGGGUAAUUGAGUUGCUGGACCGGCUGCAGAGGAGCGGCGAGCUGCCUCCCCCCAAACUGCAGGCGCUGCAGAGGGUGCUUCAGAGCAAAUUCUGUGCUGCCAUCAGAGAGGUGUACGAACAGCUCUAUGACACGCUGGAUAUCGUGGGUGGACCCGAGGUGCGAGCUCAGGCCACUGCUAAAGCGACAGUAGCUGCGUUUGCGGCGAGCGAAGGCCACGCCCACCCGCGUGUUGUGGAGCUUCCCAAGACUGACGAAGGGCUGGGCUUCAACAUCAUGGGGGGAAAGGAGCAGAACUCACCCAUCUACAUCUCCAGGGUGAUUCCAGGGGGCGUGGCCGACCGACAGGGCGGAUUGAAGAGGGGCGAUCAGCUACUUUCCGUCAACGGAGUGAGCGUGGAGGGUGAGCAUCAUGAGAAGGCCGUGGAGCUGCUGAAGGCGGCGCAGGGUUCAGUGAAGCUGGUGGUGCGCUACACCCCAAAGGUCCUGGAGGAGAUGGAGGCCCGGUUCGAGAAGCUGCGCAGCGCCCGGCGACGCCAGCAACACACCAGCCACUCAUCUUUAGAGUCUCGGGGUUAACCAAUCCCAACCACCGGUUAACCUGUUGACCACUCCCAUUCCUCAAUCCUCCAAUGGGAAGACAGAAGACUAGCAGUGCUGAGGAGAUGAGCGAAGACUCGCUUUAGAUACAUGUAUGUUAGUGGAACAUUCCUGAAACAGUAGACCUCAAAUAUACUCUUUAUGCCAUCCAUCUAUAGGGAGAGACUGAACAGAGUAUCAAAUUUAAUUUUUUUAUUUGUGUUUGUGUGUGUGUUUUUGUGUGUGUGUGUAAAAAAAAAAAACACUGUUGUAUGUUCAGUAAUGUAAUUAAAGAAAAACAGAGACCAACUAUAGCAAAGAGAGCAUAUUCACAGAUCAGAAGCUUGCAGUCAUGCUCCUCCAAGGGCUGUGUGUGUGUGUAUGUGUGUGUGUGUGUGUGUGUGUGUGUGUGUGUGUGUGUAUGUGUGAACACUGUGGUUGUGUGACCCGUCUCUGUACAUGACAUUAUGCUGCAUUACAGGCAUAGAUGACCAUUUUGAGGGUAAAAGCUCUUCCUGACCUCACACUGCUCCAACCUAUACAGCUUUUCCUCGGCACUACAUGCCCAAAGAGUUUGUCUUAAUCCUCUGAUGAAGUAACUCUGUGUCUGGAUGUAUGUGUGUGUGUGUGUGUGUGUGUGUGUGUGUGUGUGGGUGGAAACAUAUUUAGUGCUUGCAUUACAAGUGGCUCUCUGUUGACAGUUUGUCAGACCCUGUGCGUUAUACCGCUGUUCUGUGUGGAAUUGAGCUGCUAGUCAUGCCUGUUUACAUUUUCGUGACCUCUUAUUUAAUUUAUUUAUUCAUUCAUUCCUACAAUAAAAUCAGCAAUGUUAUUGAAAAGCCUCA
Messenger RNA from Pangasianodon hypophthalmus (striped catfish), 1730 nucleotides. RefSeq names its product lin-7 homolog B (C. elegans) (gene lin7b). Gene Ontology annotation, molecular function: L27 domain binding. The transcript is spliced from 6 exons. The record is from RefSeq and is a predicted model, not a curated record. Bases 232 to 885 code for a protein of 217 amino acids. Lineage: Eukaryota; Metazoa; Chordata; Actinopteri; Siluriformes; Pangasiidae. Gene Ontology annotation, biological process: maintenance of epithelial cell apical/basal polarity; protein localization to basolateral plasma membrane; neurotransmitter secretion. Gene Ontology annotation, cellular component: synapse; cell-cell junction; MPP7-DLG1-LIN7 complex.